ACCCCACACACACAAUCGCUUUGACAACGCUGGAAGGUCUGGACCUGGAUUUGCUACCAAGUCAACAGUAAUACUUUUGAGAGCAGGGCACAUGUUUUCUUUACAUAUUCUUUAGAGAAGGCUAAUUUAAUUAAGGCUGUAUAAGAAUAAUGUUUUUUUUUAAGUACUAAUUUGUUUAAAAUUGCAAUUGUGUGCCCCCUUUGCAUUACGUAGCUUUGGUCCAGGGCGUUACCUGAGACCAAUGAUAUGUAUUGUAGCGACCCGCACAGACAGCGGUGUGUUAUGUGUUAGGCUAUUAGUGGGUUGUGUUGUACUUACCAGUGUUCGCGGGGUUCAUCAUGCCAAUCAACCUGCUAUCUGCCAAUCACGGGAAUGCCUGGAAUGUUCUAAUGCUGGGCAUCCUGGUGGUUGGCUGACUGGCAUGGAGGGGAGUUGGGCAGGGGGAGGGAGCAUUGGAAGUUAAGACCAGGUUUAGCCAUUGUUCUUUCUCUUAUGUCUGGACUUCACAAGAGAAGGUCACGGUUGGCUUGUGGGGUACCUUUCAUUUAUUUGGGGUAGGCUACGGCCAAACAGUGGCCUGUGUAAAGUUGAGUUAAUAAACCGUCAAUUUCGUAAAACUCAAACCUCUGUCUGGACAAUUGUUCCUUUAUGAUCUAGUCAGGUCAUUACAGUAUUAACCCUAGAUAACUGAACUGACAGUGGCGCUGUUUUGAAGCCACCAUGCAGCCAUUUUAUUCCUCCUCUGUCGUAAAAAAAGAAGAAGAAUAUUUUUGAAGCUAUAGAAAUGCAUUUUUUUUUAUUUUUGACAAGUAUAUUCCAUUACAGACACCUUAAAGCUGGAAUCCUUCACGGUGAAACUGCCACAUCCGUUUGCAAUAUUGCAACAGCAAAGAUGUACACUGCAAACAACUAACAUAUGAAUUCCAUUCAUUCCUAUGGAAGGACUGCUCCUUCUGGGGAGGGCCAAUAUUGCACUCCUCUCAUUGGCCAUUACAUAGCAUCAGAAAUCCAGGGUUUAUACACAUCAUUGACUGCAACUUGAGCUUCGAGCCACACAUAACAACCUGGACUAGAGCUAGCGUAACUGAAACCUGUGUAAAGUGUAAAUGUUUGACAGAAGUGCAACUGUCAUACCUAUACAUAUUUACAUUUAUCAGCCUACUUGUUGAUGUGCUUUAUUUCCCCUAGACUCACAACUGGAAGAAGUUAUAAUGAACACCGAGAGCCAGGUGAUCAAGUGCAAGCCAGCAGUAGCGUGGGAGCAUGGCAAACCCCUGUCUAUUGAGAGGGUGGAGGUUGCCCCACCUAGGGCUCACAAAGUGCGCAUAAAGCAAGUGGAAUGUGCCACACUGACUAGGGGUACCUCUAUGAGACUGGUGUAUGCAUGCAUCCCACUGGUUCUGGGCCACAAGGGGUCAGGCGUGGUGGAAGGUGCCAGCCCUGGAGUCUCCAAAUUCUCACCAGGUAAACCAGUAAGAAUCAUGUUUUUGCUUAAAUGUGAUGUCAAGACAAUUAUAGGAUUCCAUAACCCUCUUCGUGUUGAGCCUGGCUCCACAUGUGUAGUGCUCGGGUUGGGGGCUGUGGGCCUAGCUACAGUCAUGGGCUGCAAAGUUGCCGGGGCUGCCAGAAUCAUCGCAGUGGAUAUCAAUCCGGGCAAGUUUGACAAGGCUGAGGCGUUUUGGGCCACUGAGUUUGUGAACCCCAAGGACCACAGCAAGCCCACCCAGGAGGUGCUUGUGGAGAUGACCGGCAAAGGGGUGGACUUCGACUUCUUUCUUUUUUUAUCCUUUCAAAUGGUAAAAUUCAAAGCAAUUGGGCUACAGGUAAGACGGUUUGUGUGGUCACUCACCUCCGUUGUGGGUAUUGGCCCGCUAUACUGCCUGGAGAGGUGUAAGGAUCCCUGGGGUGUCUGUGUCGUAGGAUGGACAGAGAAUACACAUGCACAUGGUGUCAUUUCCAACAGGGUGGAAGCGUUUGGAGAGUGUCCCCAAACUCGUUGGGGAGUACAUGAACAAGAAACUUACCGUAAGCUGGAUGUGUUUGUGACCCACACUCUGACCCUGGAUCAGAUCAAUGAGGCUUUGGACCUCCUGAACGGUGGGAAGAGGACCUGAAGUGAGCAGUUUAUGCUCGAAAACCCACAACUGUCGCUGAAGCAGUGCUGCAUGGAAGAGUGGGCUGAAAUUCCUCCACAGCGAUGUGAGAGACUGAUCAACAACUACAGGAAGC
Oncorhynchus tshawytscha (Chinook salmon) is the source of this 2229-nucleotide messenger RNA. Its product is annotated as alcohol dehydrogenase class-3-like. NCBI's taxonomy places the organism in Eukaryota, Metazoa, Chordata, Actinopteri, Salmoniformes, Salmonidae. Bases 1212 to 2114 code for a protein of 300 amino acids. The record is from RefSeq and is a predicted model, not a curated record. Gene Ontology annotation, biological process: formaldehyde catabolic process. Gene Ontology annotation, molecular function: zinc ion binding; S-(hydroxymethyl)glutathione dehydrogenase [NAD(P)+] activity. Gene Ontology annotation, cellular component: cytosol. The transcript has 7 exons.